AUGGACAACCUCCAACAGCCACCGGCUCCGCCAACGUCAUCAAACUCGGCGCCGGGUACACAUCCCUCGAUUUUAGACCCCAGAAAGCAGGAGCUACUCGAGGCGCGGUUCAUGGGAUCUAAUCAGCGGAUGGCGGCUGCUGGAUUCAACAACCAAACGCAGACUUCACAGCAGCACUACCUGCAUCACUCCCUCACGCCUCACCCAACACUCCCACCUCAUCCACAUCACUCGCACUCACCUCAAUCGAUGGUUCAGCAUCAGCUGCAGUCCUCAUCCUCAACGAGCUCGAACCCCUCUUCCUCGAGUCCUAGCAUUCCACCGAACGGCUCACCGUUUUCGUCCAUGCUAAGCCAGCAGCAAGCACCACCGCAGUCGUCGUCGUCCUUGCAGCAGCCUCAGCAAUCGCCACAGCCACUGCAGCCCGUCCAAAACCAAGGCUCUACCAGCUUGCAGGGGGCGAUGAUGCAGACCACCAACUCUGUCCCGACUCCUCCAGGCUCCUCCUCCUUUGCGAGUGCCUCCAACAACAAUAGCCUGAACAAUCUCCCAAACACCAACAACAAUUCCGCCGGCUCGACGCAGUCUUCUUGUCACUACUCAGCUCAUUCCUCUUCACAUAAUCAGGACUCAAAUCUGUCGACCACCUCGGCGGGCAGUCACUGUUCAGACAAGCAGGAGCCUCCAGUUCAUUGUGAUACUCUUCAUGCUCAUACGCCGGAGAAACGGGCGCUGUCGCAAGCUGAUCCGACUACGCCUACAGGAGCCAAUGGUGCCCUUGCAAACAGUGCUUCNGAUACUCUUCAUGCUCAUACGCCGGAGAAACGGGCGCUGUCGCAAGCUGAUCCGACUACGCCUACAGGAGCGAAUGGUGCCCUUGCAAACAGUGCUUCCACUGGCUCACAGCGAAAACGACGGAAAAAGGAUGAGCCACCUCCUCCUUCUCAAGAGCGAGCCAAUUCAGUUGGCUCGAAGCGAGGGGAGAAAAAAGUGACUGAUUACUUUAAGAACUCGAGUCCUAGUCGAUACAAUGCAGCUGGCGCCAAGUCGCCGACGUCCAGUUCACUCCCAUAUUACAUGUACCAGCAGCAGCAGGCAGUCUCAUCGGCGGCGUCACUUCCUUCCAGUACCACGACGGCAUCCGCCUCCACUGCCCCUGACCACGGUGCUGCCUCCCUGCUUCACCACCAUCAACUGUCGAAUUCAUUUGCCACCCCUCAGAGCAGGUCUUCCACACUGCAGCACACCAUGAACUCGAUCGCCACUACCAGUAACAGCUACUCUUCCAGUAAGAGUACUGCAUCCAUCAGCACUCAGACUGACCUAACAAUGAACAAACUGAGCAAUCAGGACGAGCAUUAUGCGGCUGAACUCGAAUCUCGUGAUUCAAAGAUUGACGAAAUAACACGAUCAAUGGAAGAGCUGCGACGCCAGCUGAAGGCGUACAGGGAUGAGAACGACAAACAAAGCGAUCGCCUUAAUAAAUGCAUUGACGUGACCAAACAAUUGCUAAUCGAGAAGAGUUUGAUGGAGAAGAAGGCUGCCCGACAAAAAUGUAUGCAAAAUCGACUCCGGCUGGGACAGUUUGUCACUCAACGUCAAGGUGCCGUAUUUGCGGAAAAUUGGGUGGACGGAUCGGCCUUUACCGAGCUAAUUAAAAAGCAAGAGCAAAUAUCAACUGCCCGCGAAGAGAUUGAACGACAGCGCAAGAUGCUAAUCAAGAAGAGACCUUCUCUGGCGGUGAGCAAAACCAAGCCGUCCUUCCCCAAUGGCGACUCAAAUGGAGAGUUUGUCAAGCCUGAGUCGCCAAAGGAGAUGAACUGGCACGAAUAUUACGAGCAAGAUGAGAUUCUCAAGCUACGAUCUCAGGCCCUUAAGAAGGAGGACGCCGACUUGCAACUUGAGCUUGAAAAGUUGGAGCGUGAACGCAACUUGCACAUUCGCGAGUUGAAGCGCAUUCACAAUGAAGACCAGUCUCGCUUUAACAACCAUGUGACUCUGAAUGAGCGGUACCUGCUCUUGAUGUUACUUGGAAAAGGUGGUUUCUCCGAAGUGCACAAAGCAUUUGAUCUCAAAGAUCAGCGCUAUGUCGCAUGUAAGAUUCACCAGUUGAACAAGGACUGGAAGGACGACAAGAAGGCCAACUACAUUAAACACGCUCUGCGCGAGUACAACAUUCACAAGCAGCUGGACCACCCGAGAGUCGUUCGCCUGUAUGACGUCUUUGAGAUUGAUGCCAACUCUUUCUGCACUGUACUCGAGUACUGUGAUGGCCACGACUUGGACUUUUACUUGAAGCAACACAAAAGCAUUCCGGAGCGUGAAGCUCGCUCCAUCAUCAUGCAAGUGGCGCAUGCACUCAAGUAUUUGAAUGAGAUCAAGCCGCCCAUCAUUCACUAUGAUCUUAAGCCUGGUAACAUCCUUCUCAGCUCGGGAACAACCUCUGGGGAAAUAAAAAUUACCGAUUUCGGCCUUUCCAAAAUAAUGGAUGAAGACAACUACUCUGCAGACAGUGGAAUGGAUCUGACAAGUCAAGGUGCCGGAACGUACUGGUAUCUCCCGCCAGAGUGCUUUGUUGUUGGAAAAAAUCCACCGAAAAUUUCGUCUAAAGUUGAUGUAUGGAGCGUUGGCGUGAUUUUCUACCAGUGCCUUUAUGGCAAAAAACCUUUUGGUCACAACCAAUCACAAGCUACCAUUCUGGAGGAGAAUACCAUUUUAAAAGCAACGGAAGUUGACUUUCCUUCCAAACCACCAAUCAGUCAAGAAGCUAAGCAUUUUGUUCGACGCUGUUUACAGUAUAAAAAGGAGAAUCGCAUUGAUGUGAUUUCUCUUUCAAACGACGAAUACCUGAAACCCAAAACGAAACACGGCAGUACUUUGGACCCAAAAGGUCUCAGCAGCUUGUGA
Messenger RNA from Rhagoletis zephyria (snowberry fruit fly), 2907 nucleotides. The record is from RefSeq and is a predicted model, not a curated record. NCBI's taxonomy places the organism in Eukaryota, Metazoa, Arthropoda, Insecta, Diptera, Tephritidae.